GACGGUUAGCUGGUGUUAGGUUGGAGAUCUCAACAAAGUCUUGGUAUCGGCUAUGGCGGUGUUAACAGUGAUCGAGUUUCUCCCUUUGUUGGCAAACACGUCUCUGAAUACCCAAUUUACCUACGGGUACUCCCAACCAGAGAGGCCCUCUAUACAGACUACAUAUGUACCAAUGUGUGUGGGUAUUCCCAACCUGUCCAAACAAGGGUUUGCGUUGUGAGUGUACACAAGCUAGAGUCUAGAGUUUCAGGCAUAUUAUUAGCCCUUAUUCCGGACACAUGUAAACAAAUCUGUUGCUCCAGAGUAUACCAAUGUGCCAAGACGAAAGAAAGUCGAAACCUACAGGAAUAAGUCAACGAACGUGCAUUAUAAAAAGUUGAGCAUUUAUUUGGCAUGGGUGAUAUGGAAAUACCAUGGCUGUUCCUGAACUAGUAAAUCUAUCACUUCACCAAGUGCUUUGUUUGACGCGUACCUAUUCCUAGCACAGGUAUAGUUGAAGACUGAUGACACCCAUCGGUGUAUUACAAAUUUAGUCUGUUGUGUCACCAGUCUCAGCCCGGGACACGGGGUAACAAAUAAAAUGCUACUGUGUGUUAAUCCAUGCUUUUGUAAAAGACUAUCUACUGGUACUUUGUUUCUAGUCACUGUUUACCUACUGGUCAUACUACUUGUAGUAUUUGUGUGUAAAGAUAUUCCACUAUCACCAUUAUUCAAACUCUUCCAUCAUGACCAAAAUAAAUUGUUGGAACGAGCCUCAGAAUCUAACAAGUUGAGGCUUUGGACAGCCACGCGAUACUUUGAAUCCAAGAAACCUGCAGAUUCAAUGAAGUUCUAUAAUAGAGAGGUUGAAGAUCAAAUGGACAUCGUCAUUGUCAUAGUGACAGUCAAGCGGAGGACCAAGAAGAAAUUUUCGCAGGGGUAUCUUACGCAAACAGCGGCGGCAUUAGACAGGAUUGUAAGAAAGAACAAGUCCUUUGACAUAAAGUUGUUUCUCUGUAACACUGAAACUAAAGGUUUGGAACAUAAAGAGGCUCGAUUUGUGUCGUUAUAUAUUCCUAUGAUUACAAAGAGCAAUGGCGAAUCAGAAAAAAGAAUAAUUGAAAAGAACAAUACAUAUCGAAAGGAGACCACGGAUUAUAUAUACUGCCUGGAUCAUGCCAAAUCAAUGUCACCAAGGUAUAUUUUGAUGGUAGAAGAUGACUCCAUUCCUAACGAAAACUUUCUUGAGGUUAUAAAACAUUCUUUAAAACAGCUUGGUGACCGCAAAUUUGCUUAUCUAAAAUUGUAUUACCCUCUGAAGUGGCAGGGUUUUGCUUUUGAGACGUCACGAGUUGUAGAGCUUUUGUGUUUCGGUGCGAUCGGAGGCUCUCUUUCCCUGGUGUUGCAUCGCCAUUUUCUACUUAAGAGAUACUGGAAACGUUCACAAAAUGUCCACUUUACAGCAGGUUUCUUAUACAUAAUAGUUGUUAUCUACCUGAUCGGGCGACAGAACAUCAUGUCCUUAAGAUCAUGGUCACAUCACCUUCAUCUUCUACUACCUUCGUCGGCAUGUUGUACGCCUGCCAUGUUGUAUCCGGUGGAUGCCGUUCCAUCACUUGUACAUUUCCUCAACAGUUCACAGUAUCAAGAAAAUGAAGAACACAUUGACCUUCAGAUCUAUAACUUUACAAUGACAAACAAUUUACCUGGGUAUCAAGUGGAGCCAAACUUAUUUCGACAUGUAGGAAUGGUUUCCUCUCUGUCGUCGAAAAUAAAACAGCCAGAGGAAUUUUUAUGAAUUUUAUGAUGGUGAGUUUAUGUCACGUCUCCGGUAUGAUUCUGAUUAUCAGAAUUACAUUCCAUAGACUUACAUUCUAUUUCAGAUAUGCACAGUCAUAGAAGAAGUCACUGUUAUGGUACAUCUACCAGUCUACCAUUCACUGCAACAUGUGUUCUAUUUCUUGUGUGUUAUGACAGGCAAGGUUAACACUUAUUCCAAAGGAUUGUUUUAGAUUAUUCUUUUUAAUUGUAGAGAUGAUUGUUCAAAUAUUUUACAUAUAAUAUCCAUAUGAUAGAAAGAAAUAGGGAUUAUCUUAAAGUUUAUUAGGAGAUGACUGUUUUGCCAAAUGCGUUUCCAUUAUGUAUGGCGUUGUUGGUAUUCUUAGAGAGGUGCUGUAUUUCCGUUGGGGCACAUGCCGCGGGUGGGGGUUGCGGUAAAUGCCGGGGGUAGGGGAUGGGGCACAUUCCGGGGGUAGAGGUGCGGCGCUUGCCGGGGGCUUGGGUUGGGACACAUGCCGGGAGCUUGGGGUGAGCCACAUGCCGGUUGGUGCUAAAAUAUGUGUCAGACACUCAAGUCCAUCUACUUGUUUGUUAUUUGUAUCUUUUCUGUCUAUCACAGUCAUGGGAUCUAAGAUGUUCAAAUGAUAAAUAUAUGUUCAGUUUUCAGGGAAACAACCCUAAAGAUAAAUAAUAAAUUUAAAAAAACCA
This is a messenger RNA of Pecten maximus, 2466 nucleotides long. RefSeq names its product transmembrane protein 246-like. NCBI's taxonomy places the organism in Eukaryota, Metazoa, Mollusca, Bivalvia, Pectinida, Pectinidae. Gene Ontology annotation, cellular component: Golgi membrane. The coding region runs from base 581 to 1777 and encodes 398 amino acids. Gene Ontology annotation, molecular function: glycosyltransferase activity. The record is from RefSeq and is a predicted model, not a curated record. Gene Ontology annotation, biological process: GPI anchor biosynthetic process. The transcript has 2 exons.